UUUGGUCAAACAAGUAGAUCAAAAUGAGUCUUUUAACAAUAAACACUUUUGUCAUUAUUGUAUUUUCUUUCGUAUGUGUAAAAGGCAUGCCUAAGACAUCUAAUGAAGAUAGCCUUGUUUUAGUCCAUACUAUUUUUCGCCAUGGCGAUCGUACUCCUGAUAGUCCAGGGUAUGCCAAUAACCCAAUAAACGAAAGCUUCUUUCCUGAGGGAUAUGGGCAACUCACUAAAGAAGGAAAAAGAACUGAAUAUAGGUUAGGUACUACUCUACGUAAGAGGUAUAACCACUUUUUAGGUCAAACAUGGAAUAUUAAUUAUUUAGAAGCACGAAGCACAAACUUUAACAGAACAAAAAUGUCUUUGCAACUUGUUUUGGCUGCACUUUAUCCCCCACGAGAUUAUCAGGUUUGGUUUAGAAACCUGGAUUGGCAGCCUAUUCCUUACAAUGUUUUCGAAAACGAUGAGGAAUUUUUGUUUUUCUUAUGUAAAAAGUAUACUACCGAGCUUGACAAAACCCAGAAUUCUAAUGAUAUUCGAGCAGCAAUCAGUAUCUACGAUGACGUUUUUAAGUACUUAUCUGAAAAAACUGGAGAAAGCUUCAGUAGUGCUUUUCAAGUGUUUUCUUUAUAUUUUAGUUUAUUGACUCAGAAAGAGUAUGGGUAUCCAUUGGAAGACUGGGUCAUACCAAUAUGGCCGGAUGUUUUUGUGAGAAUUGCUGUGGAUAAUUACUAUAUUCUUACCAAUACCACUUCAUUAAAACAAGGCAGUGGAGGUGCGCUCUUAAAAAAAAUAUUGAGAGACUCUAGAGCAAAAAUUAAAGGUACCAUUAGCCCAUCCGAUUUAAAAAUGUACUUAUACUCAGGCCAUGACUUAAAUAUUGCCACUAUGUUACUAACUCUUGGAGUAUUUGAUGAGAAAAUUCCUUCUUACGGAUCUCAUAUAUUAUUUGAGUUACAUCUUGUUAAUGGAGUGUAUGGCUUUAAGAUUUUUCAUCAGGAUUGGUCAACUGAAUAUCCAAGACUCUUGACUAUUCCUGGAUGUACUGCUUUUUGCCCUUUUGAUCAGUUUGAAGCUUUGGUUGCUGAUGUUAUCCCUCAAGACGGCUUUUGUUCAAGUUUAUAACUAAAAAAAGCUUAUUUUUGUGAAAAAUAUUUUAGCUGAUACAUCGAUAUUUCUAAUAUAUGUACAAGAGUUGAUAAUAAAAUUUAAAAAAAAAACGUUAAUAA
Messenger RNA from Anthonomus grandis grandis, 1225 nucleotides. Its product is annotated as venom acid phosphatase Acph-1-like. The transcript has 7 exons. Lineage: Eukaryota; Metazoa; Arthropoda; Insecta; Coleoptera; Curculionidae. Gene Ontology annotation, molecular function: phosphatase activity. Gene Ontology annotation, biological process: dephosphorylation. The coding region runs from base 24 to 1121 and encodes 365 amino acids. The record is from RefSeq and is a predicted model, not a curated record.